AUGAAACCAGAAAGCCAUCAGGACCAAACAGCUCGACCCGAACGUCCAUCCCCGACCGCCGAACUCGAGAAGCCAACAACGCCCAACGAAGUUUACAGCACCUUCACCCACCACCAGAAAUGGCUCCUCAUGAUCCUCGUCUCAACAGCCGCCACCUUCUCCGGCUUCGCCAGCAACAUCUACUUCCCGGCUCUCCCCACCAUCGCCAAUGACCUCGACGUCUCUGUUACGCUGGUCAACCUGACGGUGACGACGUACAUGAUCUUCCAAGGUCUCGCACCGUCGAUUUGGGGGGCGGUUGCAGACGUCAAAGGACGAAGGAUGGCGUAUAUGUGCACUUUCAUCGUCUUCCUGGGUGCAUGCAUUGGGCUGGCCAAUAUGCAGAACUACGCGACACUGCUGGUGUUGCGCUGUUUGCAGAGUACAGGCAGCGCAAGUACGAUUGCCAUUGGAUCUGGCGUGAUAGGUGAUAUUACCACCCGUGCUGAGCGCGGAGGCAUGAUGGGUGUCUUCCAGGCUGGACUGCUGGUGCCCCUCGCUGCUGGACCCAUUAUUGGAGGCGCGCUGGCCGGUAGUUUGGGCUGGAGAUCGAUUUUCUGGUUUUUAACAAUGUAUUCCGGAGUGUUUCUGAUCGUGCUGUUGCUUGCGUUUCCAGAGACGCUACGAUCGCUCGUCGGCAACGGCUCACUCCAACCAACCAACCUGCUCCAUCGGCACCCUCUCGCCCUGUACCAGCGCUACCAAACACCAUCCUCAAAACCACAAGACCAUCCCGUCCAGCCACACAAACCCAUCGACUUCCUCGCUCCCCUCCGCAUCCUCGCGAACAAACGCGCCAUCCUCCCCAUCGCCUUUCUAGCAAUCUACUACACCACCUGGCAAAUGAGCAUCACCGCCAUGUCCACGCUCUUUACCCGCAUAUACCACCUCUCCGAAACACAAAUCGGCCUGACUUUCAUCGCGAACGGCGUGGGCGCUAUGCUCGGAACCCUCGUCACGGGGAAGGUGCUGGAUAUGGAGUACCGCCGUGCUCAGUCGGUCCACUCCGUAUGCAGUGAAGGUGAAGCGCAGCAAGAGAAGCUGUUCCCGAUUGAAAGAGCACGUCUCCGUCUCCUGCCUCUCUUCGCGGUAGCGCAGUGCGGAGCUCUGCUCACAUUCGGCUGGACGCUCGAAUACGGCGUGCACAUCUCCGUCCCCAUCAUCGCGACUUUCGUCACAGGCUGGACGGCUGUAUCAAUUCAAGCGAUGGUGUCGACGUACAUGGUUGAUCUUUUCCCCGAAAACAGCGCGAGUGCGAGUGCGGCGGUGAAUUUGGCGAGGUGUUUGGUUGGGGCGGGAGGGACGGCGGGGGUGGAGGGGUUGAUCACGGCUUUGGGUGUGGGGUGGGCGUUGACGGUAGUGGUGGGGGUGAUGGGGAUCGGGCUGGUAGGCUUGGGGUUGCAGGGGUGGUUGAGGAAGAGAGGAGGGGACGACGAGAAGUGA
Messenger RNA from Saxophila tyrrhenica, 1482 nucleotides. RefSeq lists its product as uncharacterized. Lineage: Eukaryota; Fungi; Ascomycota; Dothideomycetes; Mycosphaerellales; Extremaceae. The transcript has a single exon. Gene Ontology annotation, cellular component: plasma membrane. The record is from RefSeq and is a predicted model, not a curated record. Bases 1 to 1482 code for a protein of 493 amino acids. Gene Ontology annotation, biological process: transmembrane transport. Gene Ontology annotation, molecular function: transmembrane transporter activity.